ACUGAGUGUAUGUGUAUGGAAGUGUGUAACGCCCCCCCUCUCUCCCCUUGGGGCCGUGCAGUGUGUAUGGAGCAGUGUGAGAGCGCAGCGGCUCUGCUGGAGUCGGUCAGGGAGCAGGAGGUGCAGUUUGAACAGCUGACCCGGGCGCUGGAGGAGGAGAGGAGGAGAGUGGGCCUCUCUGCCACCAGCCCCUCGGCCCUGGGUCGCCCCCUCCCUCACACACAGAACGGGCGUUUAGGUGAUGCAGACAUAGAACGACUGAAACUCACUGACGCGUAUAUGAACGGCACACAGUACAGAAUGGUGGACCCUGCACACGGCGCUCUAGAUGAGAGCUACACUCCGGAAGACGACUCACAGGAAGUGCACUCAGUGUUUUCGGAAGAGGGAACCACAAGACGGAUGGACACAAGUCUCCCUCACAUGAAAAAACCUAUGACACGCACAGUCCUGCCCUCUGACUCCAUGUCCAUCGACGGGGGCUUGUCAGUGUCCGGUAUGGGGGGCUACAGUGCCACACUUGACCGUCCUUACAGGCAGCCUGUAGGAGGAGACUACCCGACUGCCACAGUCCCCAGAAACUACCACUACGCGCCUGUAGGAAACGCCGGGUACGACGAUUACCGGGCGGGCCCGCCGUCCGAAGCAUACACUAGCCUGAGCAGGGGCUCACACAUGGACGAGCGUUACAGGCCUGUUGAUGGCUACAGGACUCUGGAUUCUGGCUACCGGGCUCCAAGCCGUCAGCAGCUGGACCCUUACGCAGCACAGCCCCAGGUGAGCCGGGGAAUGAGGGCCUUGGGCUCAGCAUUGGAGAUGCGUUAUGGCCAAGGAGGCCACUAUGGUCUGGAGGAUGACCAGCGCAGUGUGGGGUAUGAUGACUAUGGUAUGGGACCUCCAGUCAUGCACCCUGGAGGCUAUGGAACCAUGCCGCGUCUGGGGCAGGGGCCGGGGCCUGGUACUGUGGACCGACGAAGACUCAGGAGCUGCGAGGACACUUUGGAUGGUGACAUGGGAGGAGGUGACCCUUAUGCCUGGGGCGUUCCCAUGACAAUGGAGAGAGGCAGCAUGGCUUCACUGGACAGCACAUUGAGGAAGGGUCCUCCCGCCUCAUGGAGACAGCCUGAGCUGCCCGAGGUCAUCGCCAUGCUGAACUACCGCCUGGACCCUGUCAAGACCAACGCUGCUGCCUUCCUCCAGCAUCUCACAUUCAAAAAUGACAAGGUUAAGACAGAUGUGCGUCGCAUGAAAGGUAUCCCGUCCUUGGUAACAAUGCUGGACCACCCCAGCAAGGACGUCCACCACUCGGCCUGUGGAGCACUGAAGAACAUUUCAUACGGGCGAGACCAAGAAAACAAGAUCGCCAUCAAGAACUGUGAUGGCGUGCCCGCUCUGGUCAGGUUACUGAGGAAAACCCGUGACCAGGACCUCACUGACACUAUCACAGGCACCUUGUGGAACCUCUCAUCCCACGACUCUGUGAAGAUGGAGAUUGUAGACCACGCCCUGCACGCCCUGGCUGACGAGGUGGUUGUGCCACACUCGGGCUGGGAGCGAGCGAGCAACGGUGCAGAGGAGAGCUGCAAACCACGCCAUCUGGAGUGGGAAACCGCCUUGACCAACACUGCUGGCUGCCUUAGGAAUGUGAGCUCAGAACGCAGCGAGGCCCGACGAAAACUCCGAGAGUGCACAGGAUUGGUGGAUUCCCUCAUGUACGUUGUCCAGUCACAGAUCAACCGCAAAGAUGUGGAUAAUAAGUUGGUGGAGAACAGCGUUUGCCUCCUGAGGAAUCUGUCCUAUCACGUUCACCGUGAGGUCCCCGGCUGUGAGCGUUACGCAGAGUCCGCCCCCGUCAACCAGGGACCGACCACCACUAAGAAGGGAGGCUGCUUUGGCUCUCGAAAGGGCAAAGGAAAGAAGGACGGAGAUGAUGGAAGUGGAGAUCAGGUGGACAUUCCAAAGAGGACAACACCCGCCAAAGGUUACGAGCUGUUGUUCCAACCAGAGGUGGUUCGUGUUUACACGUCGCUGCUCAGAGAGAGCAAGAAUCCCUCGGUGCUGGAGGCUGCUGCCGGUGCCAUCCAGAACCUGUGUGCUGGAAGAUGGACUCACGGUCGAUACAUCCGGGCCACUGUGCGUCUGGAGAAGGGUCUUCCCAUGAUGGCAGAACUGCUGGCUCACGGGAAUGACCGUGUGGUCAGGGCGAUGUCCGGAGCCUUGAGGAACCUCGCCAUCGACAACCGCAACUGUGAACUACUCGGUUUGCAUGCAGUGCCUCACCUUGUGGCCAACCUGCCUGGAGGCCAAAGUCAAUCUGGACGUGUUCUAUCAGAGGAAACUGUGGUUUCUGUACUGAGCACGCUCACCGAGGUGCUAGGCAACAGUCUGGAGGCUUCAAAGACUCUCCGAGCCUCGCAGGGUAUUGAGAGGCUGGUGCUGAUUAACAAGGAUGGCAAGCGUUCCGACCGCGAGGUGCGGGGGGCCGGCCAGGUGCUGCAGCUGGUCUGGGCCCACAAGGAGCUGCGUCGGCCUCUGGAGAAAGAUGGCUGGAAGAAGACGGACUUCAUGGUCAACACCAGCACCACCAACGGCCCGAGCACCCGAGCUAACGGCGCCUAUGAGGACAGCACCACGCCGCUGCUGGACAGAGGGGAAAAGAGGGACAUGAUUCCACUAAACGACCUUGGCCCUGAGGCCUACUCUACACUGGACCAGAGGGAGAGGAGACACACUCUGGAUGACACCACAGACACUUUACAGAAAAACUGAUCGUGUGCAUCACUCAGACUGGGCCGUCCCUGCCCUACCACUGCUACUGAGGAGAGAAGAUCCAAAUGCACAGACUCUCUCCCUCUCCCCACCCCCUCCUCUCUUGAUCUCCCUCUUUAUCUCUCUCUGUCUCUCUAUCACCCCGCAGAUGGGAUCAGGAGUUGGGGGUUGGCUUCCAAAGAAAGCGGUUUGUGUUGCAGACAUGCAAGUUCGGCGCAGCACAGAUACAAACCAACUUUUUACAAAUUCAUUCAAGUUGUAGCAACAAAACUAUAUUCUGUUUUUGAAUUAUAGUUCUUCUGUAAAGGCAAUCACCUUAGUUGACAAUCAUUUAAUUCUGGUGUUGUCAUCCUGCUUUUUUUUUUUUAAUGUUUUUUCUGUUGUCGACAUGUUGCUGCCAACACCCAUAUCCUGAUUAUGAAUUUGUACGUAGACUUCUAUGUAGGGUAUAUACUGUAUAUAAAAAGAAAAUGGGAUUGACUGCAUUAGUUUUAGCUCAUUAAUUUAAAUCAUCCCUCUACUGGGAUUGGUGGGAGGGUGGGACGCGGCGGCAGACCGACGACGUCCCUGUAGAUUGAGAAUGUUUAUAUAGGAGUUAUUUUCCUGUCUAGAGUUAUUUUCUCUCGGUUGGGACGAGCUCAGGCGUAGACAAGAGAAGACAGGUGGGUGUAUAUUUGUCAUACAGUAAACCUGUGGCUGUGUGUGUGUGUGGGGGAAAAAUUAAUAUGGACCUUUUUGAAUGAAAGUGUGUGUGUGUGUGCAUGGACCCGACCCAUACGACCACGUGUUGAUUGUUUCAUCAGCUCGUCGUCUCUUUUUAUCGUGUGCUCCUACUCCUGUGACAAUGCUUAUUUUUUUUUUAUAUGUACCAACUGCCUCCUUUUGUGUUUGAUACUUAAAUUUCCACAUUUUCUUUUGCUCCCCCUGUGGAAAAAUGACAGUUUCAGCUGCUGUGUUUUGACUUUAAGCAGAAACACACAUCAGACCUGUUAGUGAAAUGCGAAGCGCGGAACAUGCACCACUAAACCUCUGAGACUUUGCGACAUCCUGCUUCAGAAACCAUUCCAUGCUAUUUUAUUUAAGGUUAACACUAUGGACACAACAUGAGUCUUCAGAAGGGUCUCUCGACUAAUAUUUAUCUCUGAUUUGUCCUCAUACUGAUAAAAUACUACUUGCUCUUUCUUUGCGAUUUGUAGUCAUUGAGACGCUGACAUUUUCAUUCCUGUCGUGCCGUAUUUACAUUUACACUUGGGAGGCUUCUUCACUCAGAGGAGACUCGAGUUUUUAACAGACUGAUUUGGGAGAUGUUUCCUUUUGAAAGUUUGACAAAAAGCUCAUUUUUUGUCUUGGUUCUCUUUUUUUUGUACUUUAUUCUGUCUGGUUUGUAUUUUAUUUCGGGGUUUGUACGUGAGGGAGCGGUGGAUGCAAGAAUUAUGCAAUUAGUUCCACUUUUUAGUCCCAGUUUUACUGCUGACUUGUUUUAAAGGCAAAAGAGACCAAUCAUCUUUGUUUUUUUUACUCUCCACUCAUAUAGUAUAUUUGUACUGUUGCCUAUCCAUGUAAAACUAUGAUGUACCAUUCAUACCUGCCUUGGCUCUGAGAAGUUGCUUUUUUCAGUAAAGUAUGUAACUGGUAAUAAUGUUGUUUUUAUAAAUAAAGAUCUUUUCUUAGACAA
Messenger RNA from Limanda limanda (common dab), 4444 nucleotides. Its product is annotated as catenin delta-1-like. Gene Ontology annotation, biological process: cell-cell adhesion; cell-cell junction assembly. Gene Ontology annotation, molecular function: cadherin binding. Bases 10 to 2769 code for a protein of 919 amino acids. The transcript has 17 exons. The record is from RefSeq and is a predicted model, not a curated record. Lineage: Eukaryota; Metazoa; Chordata; Actinopteri; Pleuronectiformes; Pleuronectidae. Gene Ontology annotation, cellular component: plasma membrane; nucleus; adherens junction.